Messenger RNA from Salvia splendens (bonfire salvia), 3958 nucleotides. RefSeq lists its product as uncharacterized. The record is from RefSeq and is a predicted model, not a curated record. The transcript has 2 exons. Bases 202 to 3756 code for a protein of 1184 amino acids. Lineage: Eukaryota; Viridiplantae; Streptophyta; Magnoliopsida; Lamiales; Lamiaceae.
CAUCUUCAAUGCAUUCAGUUUACUCAGUCCCAGAAAACAUCACUCAACGUUUUUCUCUGAUUCUCUCCUAGACCUCCUUCUCUCUCAACCCAUUACCGAUUUCGGAAAAAUAUAGAUGCUCCACUUUUUGCUACAGCUUUGAAUUGAAUGGGUGUUUAAUUUUAUGGGAAAAAAGUGUGAUCUUUGUGGACCAUUCUUCAAAUGGAAAGUGGGAAGAAGCCAGAAACCCUAGAAGAGGGUUUCUUGGAGUCGAAUUUGAGUCGGGAUGAAUUAUUUUGUAGUGAAGUCCUAGAAGAUGGGAGCUUCGUUGGUUGCUUGGCUGAUGCUUGUAGUAGUCAAAAUGAAUUAAGAAAUCUUGGAUUAGCAAGGCUCUUCGGUAAGGAUGGGGUUGAUGUUGUUGCUGAAUAUGAUAGGAUGAGUGAAGUGUCCGUGUUUGGUUAUUCCGAUGAACAGAUGUUGGUUCCAUUGCAUGGGAAUGAUGUGUGCAAUGAUGAUUUUCCGGUGCUCAAAGAGGAGUUGACAUUUAGUGGGAAUGAUGGGGAUCAGAGUGCCAAGGUUGAGGAAUAUGUGGGAAAAAUAAGUGACACUUUACAUUGUGAUGAACGUUUUCGCAAUGGGGAGGUUGAGGCUCCUGUGGAGACGUGUGAUGAUGUGUUGCACCCUCAUGAUCCCGGAUCGCCAACAAAGAUAGAAGUUUCUGGAAACAGCAUUAAUUUGUUUGUGGAAGUUUUUGGUCCCUUGGGUGGAAUUUCUGAUGAUGGUUUGGACCACCCUGUGCAAUACACAUCAGGGGAGAGUGACUUCAAGCACGAUUUCUUGCCCAAUGAAAAUGGCACCCUCUCUAAUGGUAAUAGAUAUUGGAGCUCCAUGUAUGAAAAAGAUGAAGACAUUAUUGGUGAAUGUGAUCGCACGUUUGAUAAUGGUGAUAUUGUAUGGAUUAGAACCAAAACCCAGUCAUGGUGGCCAGGUAUGGUAUGCUAUCCUUCGCCAGCUCUGAGAGAUAUGGCAAAGCUCAGAUACCUUGUUAAAUACUAUGGCACUUCAAGUAUUGUUUGGUGUGACAAUACUGAUUUAAGGCCUUUUGUUGAGUACUUUGAACAGAUUUCGGGGCAAAAUAACUCCAGAGUCUUUUUUAAUUCAGUUGAGAGGGCUGUAUGUGAGAUUGGGUUCCGUGUGCGGUUGAAGAUGACUUGCCUGUGCUUUGCAAAGGACAGUCAACCACUUGAUUCCCAGUGGUCCUUGAAAACUAAAGAAGAAAAUUUUAUGUCAAAGCAGAAAGCAAGCAUGUUUGAUGAUAUGUCGUUAUCUCAGUUCCAACCUGCAACAUUUGUUGCAGAAAUCAGGGAUCUUGCCCGAUCCAUACAUGUACCUGGUAAAAUUGAGUUGAUGGUCAUGAAGAGUCGUGUGUCACCAUUCUAUCGUUCCAUUGGCCAUUUUGAGUUGCCUCUGCAGCUGCUCAGGUCAGACGUGAAUGAUGAAAACCAUAUGAAUACGUAUGGAGUUGGUGGAAACUCUGCGGAAGCCAAUGGUGGCAUUGUUACUAAAACCAGGACGUAUAGGAAGAGGAAGAAUCCUGAUGAUAAAUUAACGUCCUCAGAUAAAGGCAUGGAAUCGCGGGAAAGGAAGAAGAGCAGAUAUUUAUCUUAUCCGUAUGUGGAUGCGAUCAAGGGAGGGGAAAAAGAGGGUCUGGCGCAAAGUUCCGGCCUACAGGGUAGUUGCAGUGGCUUGGAUUCACGGAAGAGAGGUACAAACAAUCCUUCCAAGGAACGGCAUAUAGUCAGCAAAGCAGAUGACAUUAGUGCUUGUUCUGCCGACUUGCUUGCUGAACUUUUCUCUUCAGCUCGUGAUUGUUCUUAUAUAAGCAGAAGUAAAUAUUCCGAUUCACUCAAGAGGUUCUACUGUAGUUUCAGAAUGUUUGCCUUUGUAGAUGCUGAUAUUGCCUCCGAGGUUGGUGGGGACCAGCCAGCACUAGUUCUUGAGGCUGACGAGCAGGUGGGAGGAAGUAAAGUGUUGAAAAAAUCGAAGAAACAGAAAGCCAGCACUGCAUCUGCCAAAGACUCUGUAGAGAAUGCCGUAGAUGGAAAUCAGAAAGCGAAAGAUAUGGUUGUUCGAAAGAGGGGUAGGAAAAAGGAGCAAGUGACAAAUUCUGUAGAACAGAUGACAGGUAUUAGAGUUGGGAAAGAAUCUGAGAACCAUGAAGCAAAUCUUGCACCGGGUAGUUUAGAAAAUGCCAACACUGCAUCUGCAAAAGAUAGUGUAGAGAAUGCCGUAGAUGGGAAUCAGAAAGCGAAAGAUAUUGUUGUUCGAAAGAGGGGUAGGAAAAAGAAGGAGCAGGUGACUAUUUCUGUAGAACAUAUGACAGGUAUUCGAGUUGGGAAAGAAUCUGAGAACCAAGAAGCGAAUCUUGCACCGGGCAGUUUAGAAAUUGCCAACAAAACAGAAAAUCUGCUAGCAAAACAGAAGACUAACGAAGAGAGAGAAAAAAGCACACCAGCAGGUUUGCAGUCUGUACAAAAUCCUUUGCCAAACAUUUACCCGAAAAGCCCAUGGAUGAUUAGCUUCCAUCAGGCUUGCUCAAAUCUAUUCAAAAGCAGCAAAACUCCCCAAAAGAGGGUCGGGUCAACUCCUGGGCUAGCUGAUACAAACUCGAUUCCUAUAUUACCAGAUUUGAAUGGAAUCCAUCCAGCCUUUCCCGUUGUUCAUAUACCGGUUGGAGUGCCUACUUCGAAUGCAGUUACUCCCAUGGAUCAUAUACCGGUUGGAAUACCUACUUCAAAUCUAGUUAUUCCUUUACCAGAUAAGAAGAUUAAGAUGGAAGGGUUAGUCUCUCCUACCAUAAAUGGUCUUCACCACAUAAACUUUGCCUCAGAUUCAUCAUCCAAGGAUGUGCCACCGCCCUUCCAAAACACCUCGGCCAUUAAUGGAGUGACUGACAUUCAUCAAGGUCUAAAGGGGGACUUUACAGCCCAAGCACCGAAUCCUGUUACAAUGAACUCAUUUAUUCAGCACUCACUUCAGAUGGGAAGCUUUCUCUCUUCUGGUAAUCCCAAACCUAGGAAACGAAAGAGAAAAGAGAAGACCGCUUGUCAAGUAGCUCCAAGUAUUCCGGAUUUGAAUGGCAAUGUUUUGGAUACGACCCAAUUGAAUGGUAAUGUUUUGGAUACGGCCCCCUUAGGAACAGCCACACCCGAGGGGAGUCAUGUUCCACCUGAAGGUCAACCUCAGAGGAAGAGGCGAAAUAAAAACCAGAGUGAUGAAUCAGAUGGUGGCAGUGUUCUUCUAAACUUUGCCCCAGGAAGCGUGCCUCUCAAAGAAACGUUGGUAGCAACAUUUUCCAGGUUCGGAUUGUUGAAGGAAUCUGAGAUCGAGUUUGCAAGUGAUAAUAGCGUCAAGAUUGUAUAUGAGAGAAGCUCUUAUGCUAGAUUUGCAUUUCGGAGUUUGGAGAAGAGCCAUGGAUUUGGAGAAUCACUCCUCAGUUUCAAUCUUGACAGCAGCAUGCCAGAUCUCCCAAAGCUGAUGAUUAAAACUAGUCCGCAGCUGCAAACCUUUGUGCCUGUGCAUGUGGGUGCGUGCAAGAACCGAACCACCAAGGUUGGAGAAGCGCCUGACAUUGCUCUCAUAAGGCAGAACGUGGAAAUGAUGAAAUCGACUCUGGAGAAAGCGGGCAGUAAUCUUUCUCAGGAGAUGAGAGAUAAAUUGGAGAAGGAGGUCGAAGGUUUUCUUGAGAAAAUCAGCUCUGUGGCAGGCUCCUCUUAGUGUAUGCUAGUUUUUGAUAAUCCUAGUUGUUGUGGCUACAGCCUUUUCCCACAGUUUUUGGGGAGGUUGAAAGCAGGGAAGAGGUUUUUUCUGCUGCUAGUAUUUUUUGAACUUGUAGUUUGCUGCUUUUCCCUCUCCACUAUCAACCCUCAAAAUCUGUGAGUUGCAGUAAUUAAUUCCAUUGAAAUAUUAGUUGGAUAAA